UGGAAAUUGGAUCAGAAACGCUUCGAGACCAUUUACAUUUUAGGGCUCCCUUCGUCCUCUUCUCAGCUGCUGCAGAAGUCAUCUCCCUUUCCCAUCGUGACUGCAGGAUCCUCUUCUCAGCAGGGCACCGUGUUCUUCGCACUCAGUUUCAGGUAUCUUUGGCACUUUUGGCUAUUUCGUAUCUGUUGAAUCGCGUAGCUGAGGAAGAGAUGACGGAGGCUCCAUUUGGAUCUAGAGAGAAGCUUCUCAAGAAGCAACAGUAUUUCCAGAGCGUCCACAAGUACACACACUUGAAAGGACCAUUUGACAAAAUAACCUCUGUGGCCAUUCCGCUUGCCUUUGCAGUCACUUGUGGAACCAUGAUAGUUCGUGGGGUGUAUAACAUGGCUAAUGGGAUUGGAAAGAAAGAGUGAGGGCAUCAGGCUGUAAUUAAUGAAGGAGAAGUGGUCCUAUCUGCUACUUGGAUGUUAAAUUCUUAGCGAAUUUUUUUUUACUUGCAUUUAAAUAAAUGUGACAAAUUUUCUGUUUUAGAAUUUCUGGAAUACUUUGGCUUCACAACUUAAAGUUGUGACAACAUGUUCUUUUGUUAUCUAGACGGGUGCUUUACAUAAGGCUUUGAAUGCUUGCCUGAUGCUGUUACCGUUUGCA
Nymphaea colorata (pocket water lily) is the source of this 648-nucleotide messenger RNA. RefSeq lists its product as uncharacterized. The record is from RefSeq and is a predicted model, not a curated record. The transcript is spliced from 4 exons. Bases 210 to 413 code for a protein of 67 amino acids. NCBI's taxonomy places the organism in Eukaryota, Viridiplantae, Streptophyta, Magnoliopsida, Nymphaeales, Nymphaeaceae.